This is a messenger RNA of Danio aesculapii, 5085 nucleotides long. RefSeq names its product PHD finger protein 21Aa (gene phf21aa). The record is from RefSeq and is a predicted model, not a curated record. The coding region runs from base 273 to 2330 and encodes 685 amino acids. Gene Ontology annotation, cellular component: histone deacetylase complex. Gene Ontology annotation, molecular function: chromatin binding. Lineage: Eukaryota; Metazoa; Chordata; Actinopteri; Cypriniformes; Danionidae. Gene Ontology annotation, biological process: negative regulation of transcription by RNA polymerase II. The transcript has 17 exons.
UCUUGUUUUGUAUAUCAGUUUCUGUCUUUUUAUGUAUUUUUGGUUAAAAAUCAAGCGAACAAAGCGUUGAAUCCUUCUGGUACCCUGUACAAAACUUUAAAGCGCUAAAGCGAGUAAAUUCGACCGCGGGAUGGUGUUUUAGUGGUGAAAUGCCCGGCUGUUUGUAGAUAUAUAUUUAAAUAAUUGGUGACUGUGUGUGUAAGUGUAUGAAGAUCGGGGUUUGACUGCUGAAGGAGUGUGUACAAGGCUCCACCCCCCACUCUGCCAGUUGGAUGGUGUUCAAGACGGCAGACGUUGGGAAGGCAGCUGUGUUGGGUUUUGGGAAGAAGAGGUCGAUGAUGGAACUGCAAAAUUUACAGGAAGCACUCAAAGUGGAAAUCCAGAUCCAUCAGAAACUCGUGAGCCAAAUGAAGCAAGAUCCACAGAAUGCAGAUCUGAAGCUGCAGCUCCGUGACCUGCAGGCCAAGAUCACAGCGCUGAGUGAGCGGCAGAAAAAGGUGGUGGAGCAGUUAAGGAGAGAUCUACUGGUGAAACAGGAAGAUAUGAAGCUGCAGACGUUACAAGCCGAUGGGCAAACGUCUACUUUGCUCAUCACACAGACACAGACGCCUCUGCCUGCUGCUAGCCUCACCACUCCACAGAGCUCUGUGGCCCCUGUCAUUGCUUCAAAGACUCUACCUCUGGUGCUGAGAGCUGCCACGCCUGCCUCACCGAUCAUCAUGACACCAGCACCUACCAUCACAGUGGUCACAACCCUUGGCAACACGCUCCUGGCAAGCCCUUCGUGUGCAGAUCCUCAAAAGUCCCCAGUACACUUCCAACCGGUCAUCCAGUCGAGUAAUCAGGGAGCAGAGCCAGUGCGAGUCAUAUCCAAUAGCACAGUUGUUGUGCAAGCUGCCUCCCAACCUAUCAAAGUUCCUCAGUUUGUCCCACCAACCAGACAGACAACACGGCCAGCCGCUCUACCGCAGGUCAGGCCAAAGCCUCCAGUGUCUUUGACUCCAGUUGCUGGUCAGGUCUCUGUGCAGACCUUGCAGUCGCCAGUGUUAUUGAGCACUGCCCUCCCAUCCUCUGGUCACGUCCAGCAGAUGCGUAUCCUCAAUGGCCUGCCCAGUCCUAACAACACAAGCAUCCUGAUCUCCCCAUCUACACACAUCCAGGCCUCUGCGCAAACACACAUACAUCAGUUACCUCACAACAGCCCAAGCUCUGACAACACGAUACCUGCAGUGGAAUAUGGGACAGAGCCAAAGACUUCAUUGCUCAUCUCUCCAGACACGCCUACACACACUUCACCUCCACUGUCCUUAGAAACGCCAUCUUCACCCGCCUCCACCAACACACACACUCCUUCCUCCAAACACCAGGAAAGCCCUCUGAAAAUGGCCUUCAUGUUGUCUCUGGGACUGGUCACACGCGACUAUUUAGAAGAGAUUCAGAGCAGGCGUCAGGAGCGUAAGAGACGAACAACAGCAAAUCCAAUAUAUAGCGGAGCCAUGUUCGAACCAGAGAGGAAGAAGAGCUCUGUGUCGUAUCUGAGUUCCAUAAACCAGUCCAGCAGGAAGAGAGCCAAUGAGGACAGCCUGUCAGAGAUUCUCCAGAAGGAAGAUGCCAUUGAGUGGCCAGGAACUCUUGCUAUUGUUCAUUCCUACAUCUCCUAUAAAGCAGCUAAAGAGGGAGAAAAGGAUCGACUGAAGAGAUGGAGUGCAGAGCUGCGUCAGGAGAGAGAAACGCUAGAACAUAGAGUCGGACAGCUCAGCAACUCCAUAACGAAAUGUAUGGACAGCAAGAAUAACGUACUGGCCCAGCAGAGAGACAUGGAGGAUUCGCUCGACAAAAUAAGAGGCCUGGUGCAUCUGAUCAGAGGAAUCCAGCUGUCUCCUUUCAUCUUGGCUAAUGGAGAAAUGUCCCACAUUGGAGCUUCCGAAGCCAGCAGCUCCACUACAGACACAAACAACAACACAAAUACCGCAACAAGCUCCUCGGGGGCUACGGUGAUAGUCAGAACCCUCUCAAACACAAGCGAAACCUUAAACCAGACCGGCGUGAGUAAUAACACGGAAGCUACAAGCGCAAAGUGCGACGAAGGCAGCGAGGAGAUCACACAAAUCAACAGCAUGGCCAGAAUCAGGAGCGAACCCACAAAUACAAACGCAGCAGCCUUCAGCAAUAACAGCAGCAACCAGGCGGUUCUCAGUACCAACGGAACCGUAUCCGCAGGGGAGGAGAACACGAAAAAACACAAAAACAACAGUGACCUCAGCGUCAUCCCACAGGCCCUCCUCGGCCCCAUCGUACCCCUCACAGAAGUGACGGAGGGAGUGAAAUAGCAUCGAACGCAGUUGGAGCCUACAGCGUGCCAGUUAACAGUGUUGUUGUUUUGUGUCGUCGUUUCAUCUCUUGUAUCUAUGAGGGAAAGAAAAUCCAUAGUGCCAUUUACUACAUGCAGGAAGAAGGUUCCUAAAGUACCAGCAAUGUGUAUGCUAAAGUAUGCACACCGAGAAGAUUUCUACAAAGAAUAAUGAUAUAGAAAAGAGUAAUAAAAUUUAAAGAUAUCACACCAUUGUGUGCCUGAUACAGUUGCCAUAUAGCACCUCUGAGUGGGAAGGCUUCUGAAGGCUGGAUCGGGUGAAGGUCUCGUCCUGCUAGAUGAGUAGUGCAGCUUCCUAUCAGGUUCCUGUAGCUCCGAUCUAAGACAUACGAUACGACGCGUCUGUUUUUGUCUGUGAAAUGCAGCCCAGGUGCAGUCGUUUCGUCUAGUUUUCAGUUGUCGCGUCUCCAGAGGAACAUGGAGCGCAAAAACAGGUCUUUAUCACACACACACUGACAAGAAACACAGGUCUUCCAGGCGUUCUGCUGGAGGUUUAACUAGUAUCAUUUGCAUUUGUCUAUUUUGUGGUGUUUUUAAAGAAAAAAAUCGAACAUUUCUGUAAAUAUGUUUUGCUAUUUUUUACACAUGACCUUAUUUAUAAUUUCCUUCUUAUUGAAAAAAAAUCCGUAGUUCUGUUCUGCCAAAUAAUCGAUGCCACAGGGAACUGUUCUUUUACGUUACUCUGAACAUUAAAAUAGAUAUUUAAGAGUAGUAGAGUAGUAUUCGUAGUGUCGGUCCUGAAGUGUCUGUGAGGUAAAUUCUGACCAUGCCUUAUCUACUGAACAGAUGUGAUUUACUGAGAGCGCGGCUCUCUCUCAUCCGUCUCCAUUUCCACAUCGGUUUGAUUAUGUUUUUGUUUUUACCCAGACUGUAGCAGGGGUCUCAUGCCUUGUCCAAUGACUUGCGAGGAAUCAUGCAGUCAGAAAUAUCCCAUAAAACCGGUGUGCCAGUAACAUUAUGCUUAUGGGCCAAUUUAAGGGCUUCUGUUCUGCAUUGUUUUAACACACAUGGAGUCACUUUACUAGGCGAUAAUAACACUGUUCUGAAAAGCUGUCCAAAAGCACAACACAGCAUGCCUAGUGCAACUGCUCUACCAUUGUUUCUUAGAGGCUUUACUUCUUUUUUCGUUUCUCUAUCAUAUCAGAGCUCUUUCUCACCACUGUGUGUUUUACAGUGUGUGACUGCACAUGAACAAGCACAGACAAACACGCCAGACCACUUCUAACACCAGAGAUUCAGCCGCGGUAGCUUGAACACUGUAUCAUGUGCCAAGACGACACUUCGUUCAUAGUGUUUAAAUAAAAAUAAAAAAAGCACAAGAAAUAAUCCAGAAACACAGUGGUGUCAAACACACACGGAGUGAGUCGCUUUUGAUAAAAGACAGAAAUAUCUCCAGUGUUUGUAUCUUCGUUUCAGGUUCGUGAGUGUUUUCGAUGCUGAACAUGCAGCUCUAGCCUGCAGUAGCCUCUGUGUAUUGGUUGCCUUAAGUUCUAUAGACUAUGUUAGGCUGUUUCAUUGUAGUGUUAUGACUUGUCGGUGUCUUAGAGUGUGCUUUUUUUCUUCCCCCCCUUUUCAGAAACAGAACCUACUUUGUCAUCUGGUGUGGUUGUGUUAGUGAGGACAGUAUAGCGAAUCUGACCACUACACAUUAGGAAAGUGCUUUCUGAAGUGCUUGCGUCUUCUGUCAAAACACAAUAUGAGUUGCUGGUUUUUGUUCACCGUUCUAAAAACUUACUUUUGGUUAAAUGAUUCUAUCCCAGGAUGAUGACCUGGGUAUGUACCCCUCAAAUUUAAUUUAUUCCAUUUAGUAUUCACAUGUUUUGUCUGAUAAAAAAUUAUACUACAACAUAUUUUGUCACAAUUGUGAAAAUUCCAAAGUGACACAGGAAAGCUGCGUUCUGUUUGGUGGUUUAUUGGUAUGUCAGGUUUUCUUGUGCAUUGAAAAAAAAAGAAGAAAGAAAAGGGAAAAGAGCCCUUACAUAAAUGCUCAUCAGAUGUGACAUUUGCAAAUGUCAUCUCCCGUCUUUUAGGGCCAAGAAUCCUAAGGCCAGAUGUGGCUAGUAGGACUGACAGUGCUUCUGUGACAGAUGUUCUCUGAUGAGAUAGAUGAGAAUCUACUGUGUCUCCUCAUUCAUGUCCCCUACACGCGAGAUUUGGGUAUAGUGUCCUGAAGUGUGCGAAAUCUGAUUGUCAGAUGUUAAAGUGUUUACUGAGAGCUCAGGCUUUUGUUCACGUUUUCAACAUACGCAUAAUUAUGCUUAUGAAGAGUCACGUUCUUACACCUCAUGCUGUUACCUCAUUCAGGUUGAUGAAACCCUCAAAAAUAAAAUCAAGGAUGGAUUAUUGCAAGCUGAAUAUAUCAGCGCGUAAUCUAAUGUCCUUAACUAUAAAUUGAGAACACAUUUUACAUCAAUUUGUUGUAUUAAAAGUGUCUAGAUUCUUUCAUAGUUUUUAAAGGGAUGUGUAUUGCAGUUUUUGUUUCAUUUUACUUUUAUACAUUUUGUAUGUUUGGUUUUUUUAUUCUUAUAAUUAAUCUUGUGUGUUGCCUGAUGUCUGUUUACCUUUUCUCAUAGAAUUCAAAUCCAUGUGUAAGUUAUUUGAAUAUAUAACUUCAUGAAUUUUUUCUGUUGAGGACACUGGAUAUUACUGGAGCAUUUGAUCAAUUUGUAUUUAUUUAUUUUUACCAUUUUUGCUAAAUAAAAUUGUAAAUUAAA